Plasmodium cynomolgi strain B is the source of this 801-nucleotide messenger RNA. RefSeq names its product CYIR protein. The record is from RefSeq and is a predicted model, not a curated record. The transcript has 4 exons. Bases 1 to 243 code for a protein of 80 amino acids. Lineage: Eukaryota; Apicomplexa; Aconoidasida; Haemosporida; Plasmodiidae.
AUGACGUCUGGUGAUGACAAUGGAUUGGUGGAAGUAUUGACUGAGUUAGCUUCCCAUAAUAUAUACAAAGAGUUGAAUAAAGAGGUUAGUAUUAAUGGUGACAGCGAUACUAACCUUUGCAAUGACUUAAAAACUACAAAUGUUGAGAUUAAAAAUCUUUGCUUUAAAUUCUUAAGAAAUUUGAAAAAUUUAUCAAAUAUGAAAAAUGAAGAAAAAAAUAUUAUGAUAAUUAUCGUUAUUUGAAUGUUUGGUUCCUCGGGAUAUGCGCACGGAAAACAUUUUACUGAAAUCCUCGAUAUAGGGAAUAAAUAUUACAAAAGCUUAGUUGAUCAUUUUUAUUUGAACGGUUAUGAAUACGAUUUCAAUAGGAUUAGAGAGAUGAAAUUUUUGCACGAUUAUUUUAAAAGUUAUGAAGAGAUUAUUAUGUGUAAAAAAUCUCCAGGAGAAUGCAACAAAUACAACAAAUACGUUAGUUAUAUUAAGAAUGUGUAUGACAAACAUUAUAGAGACUGUUGUUUUUUAUACAUUUGUAUUGAUGAAUUCUUUGAAUGUGAUAGCAAGUACAAUCCAACUACAAUCCUUUCUGUGUCAAGAGACAAUGCUGACAUAUCACAUGAUAGAAAAGAAUUUAACCAGACUGCAAAAGAUGGAAAACAAAGCAAUAUAGUCAUUUCGAAUUUAAACAAUAACAUGAAUAUUGCUUACAUGAAGUGUUUUAGUUCUUAUUAUGAAGAGAUCCCAAACAUGCAUUUCCUUCUAAAAAUGAAGCAGUUGUUUAUACUAAGUAUGGGAAAAAAUUGA